UGUUUGCCAAGUGUUGCUUUUCUGAAGAAGACUAGAGAAGAAGUAUAAAACCGUCUGCGAACACGACAACUGUAGAUACGGGAGUAAUGAGUAUGGCUCGAGUUUUGAAUGGCAUCGUUGCAAUGUGUCCUGAUUUGGGAAUAGGCAGAGACGGAAAUCUCCCAUGGCAUCCCACAAGACUAAAUAAUGAAUUCAAAUAUUUCCGGAAGAUGACUACCACGGCAUUUGUGGAAGGUAAGCAGAAUGUUGUGAUCAUGGGCAGGAAGACAUGGUUUUCCAUCCCAGAAAAAAACAGACCUUUAAACAAUAGGAUCAACAUCGUCCUAAGUCGACAACUGAAAGUUCCCCCUCCUGGCGCCCACCACUUGGCUCCUGAUUUUUGCUCAGCUCUCAGGCUGAUUGACACAGAGCUGUCAGACCAGGCUGAUCAGGUCUGGGUGAUAGGAGGUAGCUCACUCUAUAAGGAGUUGAUGCAAAGCCAAGGCACCAAAAGGUUAUUUGUCACGCAAGUUCUGAAACAGUUUCCAUGUGACACAUUCUUCCCUGAAUUCUGCCCAGACAAGUACAAUCUGCUACCUGGGUUUCCAGGAGUUCCACAGGGCCUGCAAGAGGAAAAUGGUAUUCAGUACCGAUUCGAAGUUUAUGAGAGCAUUGCGCAUUGAUGUCAAUUCGACAGUAAAUGGACCCCUGAAAAUUUGUCAUGUGUUCAUGUAUUUUUUAAAAUUAAAAUCCGUAAUCUGACCAGACAAAA
Hippocampus zosterae (dwarf seahorse) is the source of this 751-nucleotide messenger RNA. It is a transcript of the gene dhfr, whose product is annotated as dihydrofolate reductase. The transcript has 6 exons. Gene Ontology annotation, biological process: dihydrofolate metabolic process; glycine biosynthetic process; folic acid metabolic process. Bases 87 to 662 code for a protein of 191 amino acids. NCBI's taxonomy places the organism in Eukaryota, Metazoa, Chordata, Actinopteri, Syngnathiformes, Syngnathidae. Gene Ontology annotation, molecular function: NADP binding; dihydrofolate reductase activity. The record is from RefSeq and is a predicted model, not a curated record. Gene Ontology annotation, cellular component: mitochondrion.